AGCCCGAACAGGCAGGGCAGCCGGCCACAGCGGCAGAGACGGGAGGCCCACGGCGAGGCGCACAAGCAAGGCAGCCCAAUCCUAAAACGAAGCCCCGACAUCACCAAAUCUCCCCUGACAAAGUCAGAGCAGCUGCUGCGAAUAGAUGACCACGACUUCAGCAUGAGACCAGGUUUUGGAGGUCCUGCAAUUCCUGUUGGGGUGGAUGUCCAAGUUGAAAGUCUAGACAGCAUUUCUGAGGUGGACAUGGACUUCACCAUGACACUUUAUCUGAGGCACUACUGGAAAGAUGAGAGGCUGUCCUUCCCCAGCACCAACAACCAAAGCAUGACCUUUGAUGGCAGGCUGGUGAAGAAGAUCUGGGUCCCCGACAUGUUCUUUGUCCACUCCAAGCGUUCCUUCAUCCAUGACACCACCACAGACAAUGUCAUGCUCCGGGUCCAGCCAGAUGGGAAGGUACUUUAUAGCCUCAGAGUUACAGUAACGGCAAUGUGUAACAUGGAUUUCAGUCGCUUUCCCCUGGACACACAGACGUGUUCCCUGGAGAUUGAAAGCUAUGCCUACACUGAAGAUGACCUCAUGCUCUACUGGAAGAAUGGGAACGAUUCCCUAAAAACAGAUGAGAGGAUAUCACUGUCUCAGUUCCUGAUCCAGGAGUUCCACACCACUACAAAGCUCGCCUUUUACAGCAGCACAGGGUGGUACAAUCGCCUCUAUAUAAACUUCACUUUACGCCGACACAUCUUCUUCUUUUUACUCCAAACCUACUUCCCUGCCACCCUCAUGGUCAUGUUGUCCUGGGUGUCCUUCUGGAUUGAUCGACGAGCAGUUCCCGCUAGAGUCCCGUUAGGGAUAACCACCGUGCUGACCAUGUCUACGAUCAUCACUGGGGUGAACGCUUCCAUGCCCCGUGUUUCCUACAUCAAAGCAGUGGACAUUUACCUGUGGGUCAGUUUUGUGUUCGUCUUCCUCUCGGUGCUGGAAUACGCGGCAGUGAAUUACCUGACUACAGUGCAAGAGCGGAAGGAAAGGAAACUGCGGGACAAGCUUCCCUGUGCGUGCAGCCUACCUCAGCCUCGGCCCAUGAUGAUGGACGGCAGCUACAAUGACGGCGAUGUGAACGAACUGGGCCACUACGUGUCCGAGAACGGAGAUAAACAAGAUCGAAUGAUGGUGCAGCUGGCGCUGGGGUCAGAGAGGGGCUCGGGCAGGAGGAAAAACCAGAGAUACGUCAGCAUGCGGAUCGACACUCAUGCCAUCGACAAGUACUCCAGGAUAAUAUUCCCUGGUGCAUACAUUCUAUUUAAUUUGAUAUACUGGUCCAUUUUUUCAUAA
Balearica regulorum gibbericeps (East African grey crowned-crane) is the source of this 1335-nucleotide messenger RNA. The record is from RefSeq and is a predicted model, not a curated record. Lineage: Eukaryota; Metazoa; Chordata; Aves; Gruiformes; Gruidae.